Stylonychia lemnae is the source of this 336-nucleotide messenger RNA. The record is from the annotation of a GenBank genome assembly. NCBI's taxonomy places the organism in Eukaryota, Ciliophora, Spirotrichea, Sporadotrichida, Oxytrichidae.
AUGUUUGUCAAGCACUAAACAGAUUCGAACUCACCUAAUGAAGAACUAUUCCGACAGAGACUACUUCCCUAUCUCCUUAGUGGAGUUCCAGCACUUAGAGCAGGCGAAUUUUUGACCACUCCUAGCCAAUUUAUCUAACCAGGUCUUUGUUCGAUUCAGUAGCCUAGAUUUUCUACAGAGCAGCCGAAUCUUGUUCUAAAGCAGGCCAUGUUUUUACUACAUCCUGUUGCUAAGCACUCAAAGCAGAGUAGAUUGGAAGUUAAAAUUUAAGAAUUCCAUGCCAAAUAUAUCCAGCCAGCCCUUCCAGCCUUUAAUGACCGGAGAUUAAGAAUGUGA